Molecule: messenger RNA, 3467 nt
Organism: Fomitiporia mediterranea MF3/22
Lineage: Eukaryota; Fungi; Basidiomycota; Agaricomycetes; Hymenochaetales; Hymenochaetaceae
Product: aconitate hydratase
Exons: 24
Coding region: 8-2395 (795 amino acids)
Biological process (GO): tricarboxylic acid cycle
Cellular component (GO): cytosol; mitochondrion
Molecular function (GO): 4 iron, 4 sulfur cluster binding; aconitate hydratase activity
Source: RefSeq, a predicted model, not a curated record
UGCAGCAAUGUCGCCCCCGCUGGCUCAUGCGGCACGGCGCAUUGUUGCUCGUGAUGUUCAAAAGAGGGCACUAGCUACGCAUGCUGCCCUUCCAGAGAAGGAUUGCUCGACAAUUACCCCUCCUUACGCUCGUUUGGCCGAAAAUCUCAACCGUGUCCGUGCUAUUCUAAAUAGCAGGCCUCUUACGCUGGCCGAGAAGAUUCUUUACAGUCAUAUCCAUGACCCAGAAAAGACUCUAUCGGGAAAGAGAAACAUCCGGGGGGAGUAUCUACAGCUGCGUCCUCAACGUGUAGCUAUGCAAGAUGCAUCUGCUCAAAUGGCAAUCCUGCAAUUUAUGAGCGCUGGACUACCGUCCUGUGCCGUUCCUACGAGCAUUCACUGCGAUCAUCUUAUUCAAGCAUCAGAAGGUGCAGAAGCCGAUCUAAAGCGCUCGAAGGUAACGAACAAGGAGGUUUUCGAUUUCUUAGAGAGUGCUGCUAAAAAAUAUGGUAUCGAGUUCUGGGGUCCUGGCUCUGGUAUCAUCCAUCAGAUAGUUUUGGAAAAUUAUGCUGCUCCAGGAAUGCUCAUGCUGGGGACAGAUUCUCAUACACCCAAUGCUGGCGGCCUCGGUAUGAUUGCAAUCGGCGUCGGGGGAGCAGACGCAGUUGAUGCAAUGACCGGAACACCUUGGGAACUCAAAGCUCCGCAGAUAGUUGGCAUACAUCUAACAGGACAAAUGAACGGUUGGGCAACGACGAAAGAUCUAAUAUUGAAUAUCGCUGGUCGAUUAACCGUUCGAGGCGGAACAGGUCGCAUUUUGGAAUAUUUCGGCCCUGGCGUCUUCAACCAAUCUUGUACUGGUCUUGCAACCAUCGCAAACAUGGGUGCGGAAGUCGGCGCAACGUCGUCAACGUUCCCUUAUACUCCCAACAUGCGAUCAUACUUGCGUGCGACUGGCAGAUCAGCCGUCGCAACCGCAGCAGAUGAAGCAGCAUCUCAAGGUUUCCUAUGUGCUGAUGAAGGCGCUGAAUACGAUGAAGUAAUUGAGAUUAACCUCUCUGAACUCGAGCCAACAGUAAAUGGCCCUUUCACACCUGAUUUGGCGACUCGUCUUUCGAAGUUCGGUAGUUUUGUUAAAUCAUCGGGUUGGAGGGACGAGAUAUCAGCUAGCCUCAUCGGAUCGUGCACGAAUAGUUCCUAUGAAGACAUGACGCGCGUAGCCGACCUCGCACACCAGGCGAAGGAUGCAGGCUUAACAGUAAAGGUACCAUUCCUCUGCACACCAGGAUCGGAACAAAUUCGCGCAACCAUGGAAAGGGACGAAAUAACGUCUUCGCUCGAGAAAGUUGGUGCCACGGUAUUGGCCAACGCUUGCGGACCUUGUAUCGGCCAGUGGAAACGGGACGACAAGAAGGGCGAGGAAAACGCAAUCCUCACGUCGUUCAACAGGAACUUCCGUUCUCGCAACGACGGCAACAAGGAUACCAUGAAUUUCCUCGCUUCUCCGACUAUCGUGACUGCUAUGGCAUUUUCUGGACGAUUGUCGUUCAACCCAAUGACGGACUCGAUUGAUUUACCUUCUGGAGAUUCCUUCAAGUUCAAACCGCCUCAUGGUCAAGAUCUACCUUCACAAGGAUUCGCUGCUGGUGAUUUGUCCCUGUAUCCACAAGCAAAUCCGAAACCUCAGCCGCACACUGAAAUCGUGAUUUCACCUACGUCCACAAGACUGGAGAUCCUGAAGCCUUUUGAAAGUCAUUUUGGUCCUAACAACCUGAGAGGUCUUGAGCUGCCAUCACUGAAAGUGCUUAUGAGAGUGCGGGGUAAAUGCACGACGGACCAUAUCUCAGCUGCUGGACCUUGGCUUAAAUACAAGGGUCACUUGUCUAAUAUCUCUGAAAACUUGCUCAUCACGGCCGUAAACGACGAAGGCGGUGAAGUAAACAUCGCCUUCGAUCAUAACCAUGCACCGAGCGAGACAGCAACCGACACGAUCCCGAACGUCGCGAAGCGACUUAAAUCUCGUAACCAGCCCUGGGCUCUAGUCGUCGACGAGAACUACGGCGAAGGUAGUGCUCGUGAGCACGCAGCAUUGCAACCUCGAUUCUAUGGCUGCGCACUCAUUGUCGCCCGGUCAUUUGCUCGAAUCCAUGAAACCAAUUUGAAGAAACAAGGUGUUCUCCCACUUUGGUUUACGGACAGCAGCGACUAUUCGCGUAUCGGCUCUGGCGACAUCCUUGAAACAAUUGGGCUGGAGAGUCUGCUGAACGGGGAGCCGCAAGCUACUAUUCGUUUGAAAGUGACCAAGCGAGAUGGACAGACCUUUGAGAUUCCGACUAGACAUACCAUGUCUAGCGAUCAGCUCAAGUGGUUGCGAGCUGGCUCUGCCUUGAAUUAUAUCCGUUCACAACUAGGAUGAUAGUAGGCGGAUGAUAUUUUUCUUGAUGAUCUAUUUUGAUUAGACGCAAUUGCUGUGUAGUGUGCUACUUUUCUUGUUUGAUACAUGCUAAUAGAGGACGAAAGAAGAUGUGGAGUAAAAUUACGCGUGGAAUGAGCAUAAAAUCAUUUGCAAAGUCGGAUGUUACUCGUUCGCGACCUGUGUCUCGCCUUUUCCUUCUGCUUGUACUGUUUGUUCGUUCCCAAGUUUUUUGCGUUUCCUCACCCUCUUUCGCAUUCGCCGUACUGGUGAUUCGUUCCUAGUAUCCUCGCUCUUUUCAUCGCUGUUGUCUCGAUCUGCCUCAUCGUCUUCAGACCGUUUCCUCUUUUCGCCGGCAGCUUCUGUCCUUUCAAAGGCAUUUUCGUUCGUUUUCGUGGCUUUCGGACGUCUAUCGCCAUCCUUUGACUUUUUCUUUUUCACGCUCAGAGGGUUAGGCUCUUUGGGUCCUCGCCGCUUCUUCAUUGGUGGUUCAACUACUCCAUUAUCGGGCUUGCUACCCUCUACCGUAGACGAAAUUGCCAGGGUUGAGGCGAUCGUGCUUGCCUCUGCUUUGGUAGGUCGCAUACGGUCGGUUUCCAUCAAUAACUUCGCUUUUUCUGUAGCAUCGCUAGCUGGCUCAAGGACCAUGACACUUCGUUUGACGUGAACUAAUGGUGUACCAGGUACUUGACGGAUAUUCUGUCUUAAUGAAGAUGACUGCGCAGCCAGAACGUAGCGAUGCUUAUUUAUCGGGCCUAUGACCUCCCUCAAACAAUCCUCUUCUGGUAUCGCUUCCCUGUGAUUACACCUUCGUCGCUCAAAUGUUUUCGCCAGAUCAACAACAGGUUGCUUAGACCGUCCAUAAAUAUAUAACGAGUGUAUGCUGCACUGGGUUAUCAUAGGCUUCACAGUUCCCUGUAGUACAACCGCCAGUUGUUUCGCGAGGUCAAUCUUGGAUGAUACAGCUUCCGCACACAUUUCAGAGUCCACCAAUACUUGAUAUGGUUGCCUGAAUCCGAAGCUCAUGCAGUAGACAUGCAUGAGCUUGCGAUAUGCCUUUGCUCUUUUCUGACGC